UUUUUCAAGUACCCAACCCGAAUCGUUGCCGGCGUUUUUGUUCUGGUGAUAAUCAUCUACUGGCUAGGGAUAUUGCUCAUCUGUGGCACGAUACAGAUUCUGCACAGCUUUUUCAUUGUUUUAAAUGCUAUAAGCAAGUUCAUCGAGAUUGACUAUGAAGACCUCUCCGCGAUGAACGUCAUAGCUUCGGUCUCUCUUGCAGUUUCCAUUUCUAAUUCACUUGCGCACAUUUUUGUGGCCAUGAGAAACUACCGCUACCACAUGCUAAAAAUUUACCAAGGUGAUAAGUCGUUCUUGUUAUCAGUUACUUCAGCCUCACCCCAGUACGUGAUGACCAGCAGCAUGAUCUACCCGGGGUACCAGAUAGCGUUCAUGAUGUGGGGCAUGGUUAUAAGCUUCGCUUUUACACUUGUAACAGGUUUGGUCGUCAACGAAGCAAUUGGCCUGAUUAUAUUGUUGGGCCAAGCAGAUAAGGCGUUGCGUCUGCUCGGUCAGCUGAUUGUCUUUCCAAUCACACUGGUUCUUUUGUUUUACGUCCAAGUCUUCAUCAGUGAAAAUCUAUUUCUCCAAGACAGGCUGAACUAUCACGAUAGAUACAAGCCUCUUAACGUCAACAACAGAAAACUCUACGAGCUAGUAAGCUAUUACUCUAUGUUCGCCAACAUGGCAGUCGGGUUGUUUACCUGUUUCUUUAGAAUUGCGCUGAAUGCGCUCUUCGGGAUAUUUUUCGUUGACCGCUUGGACACAAGUGUCUUCACCCGGGACAUGGAGCAUCUUGACAGCGGACACCGGGCGUAUGUCUCCAUGCUGCUGGUGGACAAUGCCCACAACAACCCAUGCAUGAGGGUGUUCACGCACCUGCUGUGGACGAGGGCCCUAGCGGCUCGUUUCAAGCUGAGACAACAGACCGAACCCGGCUGCCGAGACGAGACAGGUCCCAGUGCCUGCGGCUCCCAGGUUGAAAACUGUUGGAUUGCAGCCGGUGCUGCGGAGACGACCGUGGAUGGACAGAACGGCGCCGGUGGUUACGGGAGCAAUAUGAUGUUCUGCGAUAUAAAAAACUUUGCUGUUUCCACACCGGCAAAGAUCCGCUGGUUCCUCGCCUACACUCUGCUGCACAACCCCCAGCUUCUUAGACUGAGAAAA
Molecule: messenger RNA, 1146 nt
Organism: Lymnaea stagnalis (great pond snail)
Lineage: Eukaryota; Metazoa; Mollusca; Gastropoda; Lymnaeidae
Source: the annotation of a GenBank genome assembly